AGCUUUUGGUGAAUCGAGAGACACGAUUGCUUUCGCCAUAUACGGCAUUUCUUACAAUUCGUGUAUAUGACUCGUGACCAUGCUCUUUCUCGAUCUCCCAUCGUUUAUGGCGUUCGUUGUUGGUGUGGAAAAAUUUUCAGCGUUUUUCUUUGCGGCCUCUUACACGGUGUGCACUGUUACAUAAUCGUAAUUUCUGUGUGUGACAACAGCAGCAGUAGCGUCAGUCCGUUAGUUGCUUAGUAGUGGCAGUUAUUUUAUUGAGGGUAGCAAUGGUAGCGGCGCAGCAGCGGUAGUAAAGUGGAAACAGCAUUGAUAUUCAAAAUUAACGAAUUGCAAUAGCCAAAUCGCAGCAUACACAGUGAAAACUUAUAUUUAGAAAAUAUUCUAAGACUAACAUACCAGUGAAAAUAACAAAAAUAGAAAACAAUAAAAAUGUUUCGACCCAGUUGAUUAAGAGAUAAAAGAAAAUUUCAUAAAAAUUUUAAAUAAAUUAUAAAUAUUUCCGUAAAAUAAGAAAAGUUAAAGCUAAAACCAAUAAAAACAGAAAAACAAUAAAACUGCUUAUUGUUAUACGAAAAAACAAGUUUACUAAUCAAAAAGUUAAAUAUUAAAUAAUCCUAUAUAGAAUUAUUUCAAUGACAUAAUUGAUAAACUUUAAAUAUUACCAACAAAAAUAGGCGACACAAAGAACUAGAAGAAAAUAAAUUAAAAUAAAAGUUAAAAACAUUUGCAUACUACAAAAAAUAAGUGUAUAAAAUUAAAUAAUAAGAAACCCUCUCAACUGCUAAGCCAGAUCAGUCAUCGAAUCGACAAGACAGUUACAACAAUAAAUAAAAGACAACAGAAGUCGAGCAACUAUAGCAGUAAAAGUUAGGAACCGUCGAAGAAGCAGCCGAAGAAAAAGCAGUAGAAAAUAAACCAAAAGCAACAACUUCACUAACAGCUUAACCUAAAAAAGCACAAGACAGCAAAAAUGGCCGACAAGAAGAUAGCAGAGCAAUACUAUUCACCACCGCCAAAGAUGGGCAAAUGGGAGGGUUUCAAAAAAUUCAUAUGGAACAGUGAAACUAGCCAAUGCCUUGGACGAACAGGAGGCAGUUGGGCAAAAAUUUUAUUUUUCUACAUUAUUUUUUAUGCGGCGUUAACUGGAUUCUUCGCUGCCAUGUUGGCUGUGUUUUAUCAAACACUUCAGGUGGAUAAACCCAAGUGGACAUUGGGCGAUGGAAUGAUUGGUUCGAACCCAGGUCUUGGCUUUCGACCAAUGCCCCCAGAGGCAAAUGUUGAGAGCACUUUAAUCUGGUAUGAGAAAUCGAGACCCGAAAACUUCAAAUACUGGGUCGAUGAAACUGCAUCAUUCCUUCAAUCUGUACCUAAAACCUAUGAAAAUCUACCAAAACAGAAUCAAGUGAAUUGUUCAUUCGAAAAUCCACCACCAGAGGGUAAAGUUUGCGCUUUUGAUGCCAACGCUUUUGCUCCAUGCACAAAGGAGAACAACUUCGGCUAUCAUCAGGCCAGACCAUGCAUAUUCCUGAAGUUGAAUAAGAUUUACAACUGGGAACCAACUAUCUACAACGACUCAAAACAUUUACCAGUUGAUAUGCCUGUCGAACUGCAGAACCAUAUUAAAGAGAAGGAAAGCUUGCGACCAAAUCAGACCAGUGUCGUUUGGAUCUCCUGCGAAGGCGAAAACCCUGCCGAUGUAGAAAAUAUUAAGGCACGCGAUUACUAUCCACGCAUGGGUUUCCCCGGCUAUUAUUUCCCAUUCAAAAAUAUCGAAGGUUAUGUACAGCCAAUUGUUGCCGUACAAUUUACUGUUGAAACCGGCGUUUUAAUUAACAUUGAAUGCAAAGCCUGGGCAAGCAACAUCAAACACGAUCGCCAAGAAAGGAAAGGAUCCGUCCACUUCGAAUUGAUGGUUGAUUAAGAGCCUGCGCGCAGCCAAUAAGUGAACAAAGCACAGAAAAUAAAUUAAUAAAAAACCCUAACAACCACACAAAACAAAACAAAAAGAAUAAACAACAACAACAAAGAAACAAAGAGAAUACUAAGCAGAGAAAAUAAUAAACGCAGCAGUAAAUAAAAAUGGACUACAGUUAUUGAAAGAAAACAAUAACAGAAGUAAAACCAAAAAACAAAAAAAACAGCAACAAAAUAGUAGCAAAAUUAAGUCAAGAAACAUGCAGGGAAGGGCAAAACAGGCAAAGGUUAGGUUAAAGCAGCAUAAAGGAAGAAUAGAGAAGGAGAUAGAGAGAGAGAGAGAAAGAGAGAGUCAGUAUAAUGAAGGCUAAUGUGAGAUGUAGCUAUGUGCUUGAAGGAUUGAAUGUGAGAGCAAGCUAGGAGCAAGCUGAAGAUGAAUGCAUGAAAAAUACAGCAACAACCAAAGAAUAUGAACAACAAGACGAAAAUAUAAAAAAGAAUAUAUAAAUAAAAUUAUAUUAAAAGCGCUAUUUUCAUAGUGCAUAUGCGAGCAGUGACAACAACAACAACAACAACAACAACAAAAUUAAAGGCUAUAAUACAAAGAAAAAACUUAAAAAUGUGUGCAAAAUAGUAAAAGCAAAUAUUUGAAAUAAAAAAUUGCUAAAUAUUUGUUUUGCGAGAACGAAAACAUUUAAACACACAGUACACAUAACAAAUUGAAACAAACAAAAAUAAAUAAAGGUUACAAAAACACUGCGGCAACACUGCUAAAUAGAGCGAGAGCAAACCAAAAAAAAAAAACAAAUAAUUAAAUGAAAAUGCAUAAACAAUAAGAAUUAAAGUAUUUAAUUUAAUAGACAAAGCGUAACAAGGCUUCAUUCAAUACAUAUGUACAUACGUACUCGUAUAUAUAUUAAUUUUUGGAGACACAAAAAAAAAAUGGUAAAAAAGACAAAAAUAUAAAAAAUAAUAAAAAGCAACAGCAGCAACCGAAAAAUAUGAUUAUUUGUAAUUAAUUUUAUUUUGCGCAAUAAAUUAUGAAAUAAAUACGAUUUAUGGUAUUUAGUACCCAAAACCACAAAAAGAUAUGUAUGUAUGUAGUUAAAAGAAAUAAUUGCUUUAAAUAAAGCGUGCAACAGCGCUAACAAUUUUGAUAAUAAAUACAAACGCUUCUUUCGUACUUAUUUCUUUACUUUUAUGCUUACUUAAGUAAAUUAAAAGCAAAAACAAAAACAAGGUUUUGAAAAUCAGUAGAAUUUAAUUAUUGAAAAUACUUAAUAGGAUUUGUUGAUAUUUUUGACUAGUGAAUGCAAGUUUAAAAAAGAUUAUUAUUAUUAUGAUUAUGAUUAAAAUUAAUUAAAAAGGUAAUUAACGAAAACGAGCGCAGCGAAAAAAUACAAAAAUCCACAAAAACAAACAAAUAUAUAACAGAAAAAUCAACAACAUGCUUACACAGGACAGCAAUUUUGCAAAAAAAUUAAAAAUAUUUCAAUUACAAAAAAACAUUUGUAGGUAUGUAAAGCGCCAAGCAGAAGCAAAAGUAAAGUAGCAAAGUGCAAAUAGUAUUAAUUAAUUAAUAAAACUAUUACAAAAAAUAUUAAUGCUUUAAUUGCAAAUUAAAUUACAUACAUAUUUUGUUUACAAGCAAAAUCUCAUGCAAUAAAAAUAUCAAGCAAACUUAUUUACAAGCAAAAAUGUUUUACAGUAAUUGUUUUAAAAAAAUUUAAUUGGCAGAAUGUGGCAUGACAUUUUAUAAAAUUUAAAAUUUAAAUUUAAAGCUAACUAAUAUUACUAAUUAUUAUUAACAAAGCAAUAUUUUGCAGCAAUUGUUUAAAAAAAAAUGUGUUUCUAAAUUUAAACAUGCCUGAAGAGUAUGCAAAAAUAUGUCAUGCAAAUUAAUUUAAAAGCAAAGAAAUGUUUUACAACAAUUUAUUGUCCGAAAAACAUGACAUUUUUUUCUUUUAAAUUAGUUUGAUUGACAGUUUUAUUGCAUAUAAUUUAAAAUAAAUAGCACCUAUUUUAAAAAAUUUGAUUGACCGGAAAAUUAAAUAUAAAAAAAUGUCAAGCAAACUAAUUUAGUGUUUUACAGCUAUUGUUUCAAAAAAAUGUGAUGACAAGAAAAUCGCAUGGUAUUAUUUUGGAAAGCAUAUAGAAUAAAAAAUUAUUUUUUUUUUUAAAUUUUGAUUGGCAGCAAAAAAUAUCACAUGACAUUCAUUACAUUUAUAUUUUUUUUUUAAACAAAAUCACAUUUUGACCUGCCCUAACAGUCUAACAAACAUAUAAUAUAUCUUUAUGUAGGCAUACCAGGAUAUAUGUAUUGCUAAAAUAAACUAACCACGUCCCCAAACUGCAUAUACAGCUAACCAACACAACCAUAAGAGGAAAAAUAAUCAUGCCAAUAACACAAACACUCACCCACAUAAAAAUAUGUAUGAACGUACGCUGCAAAAGCUGUUUAAAGACAGCGAAAGUUAAACUUUGAAUAAAUUAAAUUAUUAUUAGUAUUUAAAAAAAGUGCAAGUUAUGCAAAGAAAACUUUGUUUAAAUUUGUUAUUAAAAUUUAAGCGCCUCCCCCUUAAAAAAAUAUAUAUACAUAUAUUAAAAUAAAUUUAUUAAUAAAAUAUAAUAAAUAAAGCAAGCAGGCAGCAUAAAAGUUUAGUAAAAUUUAAAUUAAAUAAAAAGAUUAAAAAAAUAUAAAAAACAAUAUACAGCUUAUAAAAAAAUAAGCUAAAAGAUACAUGAGUUGUAAAAUUUUAAAUAAAAUUUGAGAAAAAAAUGCAUUAUUUUAGCAAAUUAAAAAUAAAUAAUAAUAAAAAUAAUAAACAAAGCAGCUAGCAAUGAAGCACACAAAUGCCAAUGCUAACAACAGACAAAAAGCUAAUAAAAAUUAAUACAAACAAAUAGUGAAAAUAUAAUUGACGUUAAAAAAAAAAUAAAACCAAAAUAAGUUAAUUAUAAAAUAUAAUAUAUAAGCAUAAAUAAUAAAAGUAUAACAUAAAUAAAAUUAAUAUAUAAUAUUUAAAAAAUGACAACUUAAAAUACAAAGUAAUAAUCCUCUUCACUUAUUACACUAGCGAGAUAUUAAAACAAACAAAAAAAAAAGAGAAGAAAUUAAGUAAGCGAAAAUAUUAGCAAAUAGUUAAAAAUGAAUUAUAAUUCAAUUUAAGACAGUUUGCUGUUAAGAAUGAAGCAAAUUAUUUAUAAUAGAAAAUUUUUCAAACAAAAAUAUAAAACAAUUCAAACGAAAUAAUAGCAAAUAAAGCAAGAGAAAAAGCAAAAUAAUUAAGCGUACGUAAAGUACACAAAGCCCAAACAACAACAAAUCACACAGAAAGAACACAUUGCAGUAAAAAAUUAAAAAUAUAUUCAAAUUUUUUGUUGUAGUACAAGUUUUUCUAUGCGCCCGAAAGUUAAAAAUUUUAUAAUAAAAAGAUAUAUAUUCUUGUUAUGAUUUUUCGAUAGCUAUUUUAUAAAGCUGUACUUAAACUGUGUUCGAAUUAAGUAUUCUGACUUUUUACACUGUACGCUUAGCAACACUGCAACGAAUCUCUAAAACACACAUACAAGUUAUGUGUAAUUGUUUGAAAAUUUAUUCUUGAAGCUAAAUAAUAAUGUUGAAAACCCAAAAAAAUUAUGUUAUUUUAUUUACAAUUUUAGAGUUUUUGUAUUUUUAAAACAACUUUUGCUUUGCUGACUCUUUUAUCAUUUUUUUUUUGCUUUAUUUAUUAUAAUUCAAUAAAAAUUUUAAAUUAAAUUUCAAUUUUAAAGUUUGAUAUAUAAAUAUACAAUUUUUUAUUAAAUAAAAAUAAAAACAAUAUUUUUUCCAUUAAAAUAUAAAAAGUAUAUUCAAAUAUUCCAUAAAAAAUUGUAUACUUUUAUUAAAUUUUAAAUUACUUUUUUUUCAUAAAAAAUUUAUAUAUUUACAAAUAUUAAAAUUUAAAUCUUUUUCAUAAAAAUAUUUUUUUGAUAAAAUUUAAAAUUUUAAUUUUUUUAAAAAUAUCAUAUUUUGUUUUAUUUUAUAAAAAACUUUAUUUUUAUGAUGAAAACCAAUUUAAAUUUAAUUUUUUUUCAUAAAUUUAAAAAAUAUUUUUUUACAUAAAAAUAUGUUUUAUUUGUUAUUUUAGGUAUAUAAAUUGUAGUUUUUUUAAUAAACCAAUUAUUUAUUUUUACUUUAAUUAUUUAUAUAUAAAAUUUUUUCUUUGAAUUUAAUUAUUUUAAAAUAAUUUUUUUUUUUAAUCUAUAUCUUUAAUUUUUCUUUAAUAAUCUCCGAAUCUAUUAAUUUUAAGUUUUGUUUUGUUAUUUUUACUCCAAAACCAUUUAUCAAAUGUUUUCUCUCAACACCUGUGAUUUGUAACCCUUUCACGUUAGCAAAGCGUAAAUUCGAAAACCAUUUGUUUUAUAAUAUCAUAAAAAUAAUUUUUUUCAUAAAAUUUCAAAUUUUUUGUUUAUAUAAAAAUAUAUUUUUAUGAAAACAAAUGUAAAUGUAUGUUUUUUUAUAAAAUUUUAAAUCUUCGUUUAAUUUUUUCAGAAACAUAUUUUUUUUUGUAUAAUUUUUUAAUAAUCUUCCAAUUUAUUAAAUAAUUAUUAACUAAUUUCAUUAUUUUAACUCCAAAACCAUUUCUCAAACAUUUGUUCUCAGUGCUUUAGCCAAGACUGUCACCUUCAAUCCCCGUGCUCACUUUAGCCAAGACAGCAAUAGCUUUGAUUUUAACACUUUUGCAUUAGCAAAGCGUAAAUUCGAAAACCAUUUGUUUUAACAUAUACAAAAUAAAGUUCCUUAAACUUUUUCUGCCAACAAAAGUAUGGACACUUAAUUGUAAUAUAUUAAUAAUAAUUUAUUUAACGCGCCUAUGCAUUUUCCACCCACCCAAACGCAGGAGAACGAGUUACCAACCAGCUUUACGGCGUCUAAAAUUAAAUUUUUCGAAACUAAAAUAUACACCUAAUUAGAAUAGUAAAUGCCCACCAGCUAGAAAAUGAAGUAAAACACAAUACAAUAAAAAGCACAAUAUACUCAUUGGUUAUAGGAAGUUACAGCAGCUGAGUGACAUAUUGCUUAGUUAACCCAAAACUCUAAAAACAACUUCAAUUUGAUGUACUGUACGCGCUCUCAAAUAAUUCCUUUCAUCUUUUAGCGAAGUUCACAACCGUAAUUUUUACUCAAUUCUUAAGCGUUGACAGCAACCUCACUCAUUCAUUUGAGUCAUUUAUAUUUGCAUUGAAAUUUCUUUCCGCUGCGCUCAUGCCGCUCCCCCAUUUACUCAUGCGUAAAAUUACGAUACUCAUACUCACACAAUCACUCAAAUAUUGAAAAUCAUGUUUAGUAAAAUAUUGCAAAUAAAAGUGCGUAAAUAAAUUUUUAAUAAUAAAUAAAAGAAAAUGAGUAAAAUGCAUUAUCAGAAAUUUAAAUGAGAAUAAAAUAGCAUAUAAAAGAGUAAAUACAAAUAAACAAUUGUAAGCUGUGUGUAAUUUCGUAUAUAGUCAGAAAAAAAAUCAAGCAAAAAAGAAAUAUAAACAAUAAAUAUAUAUGUAUGUAUAUGAUUUGUAUGACAGCAGUAAGCAAAAGCAAGUACUAAUUAAUUCAAAAUGCUAGAGAGAAAGAACAAAAAAAAAAACAAAAAAUUAAUUAAGUAACUAUACUAUACAUGUGUAUGUAUAUGUAUGCAACGGGCUUUUCACGCUGUGCUGUGCUGAUUGUUUUCGACACGUUUGUAACACACUGUAGGUAUGUGCAUGUAUAAUGAUGAUGUAAAGUGCCGCGCAGCGUUAUUAACUGCAAAUUUAAACUGCCUAAUCAAACAUAAAUGUAUAUGUAUGUAUAUAUAUGUAAUACGAGUGUACGUAUGUAUGUAUGUACCGCUCUCGCACUCAUGCUCUCCACACAUGUAACACACACUCCACUUAACUUAUUGUGUAAGUGUGAUAUUUUUGAACACUUUCGCUUUUUUGUGCAAAAGCCGCUACGUUUUAUUACGUUAAAGAACAACAAAUUGUUAUUUAACGUUGUGACGAUAAACUGACGCCAUGUAAUCGUUGACAACAACAACAGCGAAAACAAUGCAAUGCAAAUGUAAGCGUUAGCUGCUGAAGUAAUGUUACUUUCGUAAGCAUUAGCGUUGAGUUGUCUGGUAACGUUAACGUAACUGCCAUGCAGCGUGAAUAAUGGCAAUACACACACACGUAUUAAAAAUACAUAACAAUUAAUGUUUAUAAUUUAAUUUGAAUUAGCAUUAAAUUAUAUAUACUUACUAUAUAUUAAUGUACACAUUAUAAAUAAUAAUGCAGCAAAAGUAGCAUGUGGUGAGUGUUUAAUUUGUUGUAAACAAAUUCAAAAAAUAUCAUAAAGCUGAGUAAGCAUUAUUUGGUAGAGUGCAGGUGUUGAGAGCAGCAGUGUUGUAUUGCAACGAACGAAAAAAUUGCUAAUGAUGAUAAUUGAAAACAAUGUUAACCUUUUGCUAGUAAAUGUUUUUUCGUAUGCUACUAACUAAAUAAAUAUAAUUAUGAUAAUAAUAAUAAUAAAAGGACAACAAAAUUAAGUAGUCAUA
Molecule: messenger RNA, 8465 nt
Organism: Bactrocera oleae (olive fruit fly)
Lineage: Eukaryota; Metazoa; Arthropoda; Insecta; Diptera; Tephritidae
Source: RefSeq, a predicted model, not a curated record